AUGCUGAACAAGGAGGAUUACCUAAUUUCCCUCUUUGACAUAGUUGAGGGGUUCAACAAUUACUGUGCAUUGUACAAGAAGAAACACUGCAGCAGUUUUAUUUUUUCUAGUAAGGUGCUCACUCAAAAUGAGAGAAAUAAGGAUACACAAGAUUUUAAAAAGGCCUUUAGCGGUUUUGUGAGCAGUAUAGAAUUUCUACAUUUUCACAUUGUGGAGAAGGGCAGCCCUUAUGAGAAUGUCCAGAGGGCAUGUGUGGGACGGGGUGACUGCAAGAGUGAGGAACCUCAGGGGGAAAUGCCUCAUUGGGAGAAAAAUGCUCGUUACGGAGAGCAAGCCAAAAAUGGAUUCUCCCCAAAUGAAUCUUACCAGAAUGACACACAUUCGAGCAGCGGAGUGAAGCAGCACGAUGGGGGUGAAAGCAAAAUAGACGAAGGGGCAAAAUCGGGGAAGGUUCACCACACGGAGGAGACAAAUGAGGAGGAUUAUAAAAAAAUUUCAGAUCAGACAAACUGCUUCGACUUGCACGAUGUAGAAAGGGAAGGUAGAAAUGAAAACUACGCGUGUGAGGUCCAUUUGUCACAGUCCGAUUACAGCGACACGGAUGAUUCAGGAAACAGUACAGAUUUGUGCGAGGAAAACAGGGACCUAAUACUUAGCCAAAGAAAUGAAACGCUAAUCAGAUACGUCACAGGCUUAGACUAUGCGCUAAAUGUCAGGAGAGUGUCCAAGGAAAUGUUAAUAGAAGAAAUUAAAGAAUUUUUUAAAGUGCAUAAUAGGAACGUUAGAUUAAGUGCGUACUCCUCCUUUUUAAGCGACGAAACUAUGAUUAUGUUAAGGAGGAGGGCCCAAAGUGAUGACGACAGUAACUGUCAUGAUGACAAUAUGGAUCAUGAUUAUGAUGGUGGUGAUUAUUUAAAUGUAGGGAGGAAAUACCGACAUAAGUGUAAAAAUGCAACCUCCUUUUUCUCCAUCCCUGGGAACUAUUUCUUUAUGAAAAAUUACGAUGACCAAAGUAGGGAUACCCUUUCCACCUCCAACUACACCAACUAUGAGAGAAGCUUAAAUGGCAUUACCGUAUACACACUGUCUAACAAUUCGUCCACUAUAAACGGAAACAACUGCAAUUUGUAUACGGACAGUGCAUUAAGUAGAAAUGGCUCUUACAACAAGUUUAGCUCACCAACAUUUGGAAUGGAAAUAGAACGCCAGAUGUCUCCUAACUUUGGUACCAUCGAGGAGGAAAAUAAAAGUGCACAGAACAGUAUAUGUAACGAAUUUGAGGGCAGUUCCUACCAACCUAAUGAAGAAACAGACAGUGCCUGUUUGACACCCAAUUUGUACAAUAGCCCAGGGAACGAAAGUGGUAUGAAAUUGAACAAAUCGGAAAUAUUCAGUCCAGAAAAGGAGAAUCAUGUAAGUGACUCUUCCCCUCAUAGCAGUGGCAGUUACAAAAAUGAUAACCGAAUUGACAAAAGUGCAAUGAAUAAAACGGGGAAGCAUCACACGUAUGAGAUUGACAGCGUACAGAAGAAAAAAAACAACCUACAUAGCAACACGACCGAUUUUUAUCAAAGUAUAAGUGACUUUUACAAAAGUAAGGAAAAUGGGAAUAACUCUUGUGAGGAAGGAAGCAACAGCUGCAUGAAGAAUAGCUCCCUCUUUUUGAAUAGCAAUGAAACGAGUGUACAAACGAAUAAUAAAAUGUACCAAGAGAAUGAAGAGAACAUAAUUAACCUAUUCUUCGAUGAUGAGCUGUCAAGCGCGAUAACUAUAAAUAAUGAAUCCUCCUUAAGUAAAGGAGUGGACAGCUGCAGUAGGCAUCUCCCCUAUGAUAAGGAUAUUCCAGAUGUAGACGGGGGCAAUUUUGAGCAAAGUGAUAAAGAUGCGCCUAGUGAGGAGAACCACCACGCUGAUGUAGAGCAAGUAGUAAAGUACGAACGGGAUGAGCGUAAAUGGAUGGAUGAGUACUGCGAGGGGGAUUACAAUAUGUUUAGGUCAGAACAAAUCAAGAAAAAAAAAGAGCUAACGAUUGGGUGGUCAAUUGGAAUACCCAAUGCGGACGUAAUGGAGAAGGGAUCCCAAGAAGAGGAACAAAAGAACGUUAAAACGGACCGAGUUACCAUUUGCCAUAAAGGCGGCCACGUUGGAAGUAACCACGAUAGUGACCUUACCACUGUUGACCAAAAUUCUUGUGACCACACGUAUAAAGCAAUUAACCUAAGGGUCAUAUACGAAAGGAACAAAGGCGAACUGAAUUCCAAGGGGGAAAUCCAUUUUUUCCCGGGUCAGCUAAUUUUGAAUAAAUAUAAAGUGGUAAAAAUUUUGACCAAAACGAAGUUCAGUACCACGCUUAAGUGUUUAAAUGUGCUAUACAGGAAGGGGGAAGGUCGGGGUGGUGUUCAUUGCGUAGAUAAUUGCACGCAGAGUUAUCCUAUGGUUAAUGGUUCAGUGGCAGAUACAAGCGAUUCCUUAGUGUUCAACAGCUCUACCAAUUUGGAAGGUUCGACAGGGGAAAGGAUUUUACGUAAAAAACUCCAUGAGAAACAAGAGAAUUGCAUCUCCAAUAAGGAACCCCCUUUUGGAGCCAAAACGGUGAGGCAUAAAAAAAAGUACGUCUGCUUAAAGGUAAUGAAAAAUGGAAAGAGCUUCCUAGACCAAGGAUUGUUCGAGCUGAUCGUUCUAAACAUGUUAUCGAAUGAAAGUAGCGAUUCCCAAAAAAAUGGAAGAGGAAACACGCAUACAAAUAAGAACAUUAUACAACUGUAUGAUUACUUUUACUUUAAGGAGCAUCUAAUCAUAGUGACGGAAUACAUGCAGAGCGAUUUGUACAAUUAUUUUAUUAAAAAGGGUAAGAUAGGGACUUUGGGGCAGCUACAAAUAUUGGCCAAGAACUUGCUGGAAGGCUUGGCGUUUAUCCAUUCCAAAAAUUUAAUACACUGCGAUUUGAAACCUGAAAAUAUUAUGAUAAACAUGAAAAGGAGGAAGAAAAAAAAACUGAAAGGAGUAGACAAAGGGGGGCACUUAGAAAAGGGUUCCGAUUCAAGUUUAGUAACGUUGGGUAGUACACAUUGGAGCAAUUCGCCUACGCACAACGACGUGUUUGUCGCGGAAAAGGAGUUCUCUUUUGCACCUAAUUUGAAGGAUAAACCAAGCAGUAGUAGUAAUAGUAGUAACAGUAGUAGUACCAACAAGGCUGUCUCUGGAGCACACAUUUUUAGCAGGGAAAAAUUUGAAAAAAUAAAAAUAAUAGAUUUUAACAGCUCUAUAUACGAAAGCGACAAGCUAGAAAUGUACGUCCAAACGAGAUCGUAUAGAUCUCCAGAAGUUUUACUACAACAAAAUUACGACAAGAAAAUUGAUAUAUGGAGCUUAGGUUGCAUAUUAUUUGAAUUUUUAACGAAGAAAAUUCUAUUUGAUCAUCAGAAUAUACAUCGAUUUAUAUACUCUAUAGCGUCUUACAUUGGACCCUUUCCAUUUUAUAUGAUAAAGGGUUGCCGCAUACCAUACCUUUUCACAAAGCACGGAUUAAUAAUUUUGAAAAAAAUAAGUGUUGACAAAAGUUACGGUGGUAACAACGUUAAGGAAGAACCACUUGAUGAGGUGGAUGACGAAUCGGUCAUGUUUAACUCAAAAGACUUUUUCCGUUUAAAUAAAAAAGAAAGCCACACAAAUGAUAUACUAAAAGGUACGCACGCAAAUCAGGGUUUGCAGUACGCGUCAAAAAGUAGUAAAGAAGUUUAUUAUGAUGUUUGCUACCCAAGUGAUAAUCUGCUAAAGCGUAAAUUUCAAAUUGAAGAUACCUUGUUUUUAGAUUUUCUCCUGUCACUACUGCAAAUCGACCCGUGCAAACGGCCCAAUGCGGAUGAGGCGUUGAAACAUCCGUGGCUGAAGCCGAACAUUUACCAUGACGGGUUAUGA
Plasmodium coatneyi is the source of this 3918-nucleotide messenger RNA. Its product is annotated as CMGC/DYRK protein kinase. The record is from RefSeq and is a predicted model, not a curated record. Gene Ontology annotation, molecular function: ATP binding; protein tyrosine kinase activity; protein serine/threonine kinase activity. Lineage: Eukaryota; Apicomplexa; Aconoidasida; Haemosporida; Plasmodiidae. Gene Ontology annotation, biological process: peptidyl-serine phosphorylation; peptidyl-threonine phosphorylation. Gene Ontology annotation, cellular component: cytoplasm. Bases 1 to 3918 code for a protein of 1305 amino acids. The transcript has a single exon.